AUGCUCAGAGGCGUACUUCCACAAAUAUCAAUCAACUUAUCAUUUCUUGCUCCUCUCAGUGGUCCUGCUAAUGGCCUUCGACCAACCAAAGAUUUGACAUUGCUCAACUCCACACGAUGUUUUUCCUCAUCAGCUCUUUCCUUAAUUCACGGUCAGCGUAAGGCCACAGGGGACAAGAACUUUAAAACUUAUAAACCUAUCACUCCUGGUCUACGUCAUCUACGACUUCCUCGUAAUGAUCACCUUUACCGUGGACGAUGUCAUCUUCCACUCACUAUACCCGAUAAACGUACUGGAGGUCGUAACAACACAGGAAGAAUCACUGUAAGACAUAUUGGUGGUGGACACAAGCGUCGAAUUCGUACCGUCGAUUUUCAUCGUCGUACUCCUGGCGAGCAAUAUGUAGUUCGAAUCGAGUAUGACCCCGGCCGAUCUGCUCAUAUCGCUCUUCUUCGACAUCAAUCUACCUCUGAGCUCUCCUAUAUUUUGGCACCGGAUGGAUUACGUGAAGGAGACAUGGUUCAAAGUUUUCGUAGUGGGAUUCCUCGCCGGUUACUUGAAUCUGAUUCUCUAGAUCGACCAACACCCGCUCAAUCAUCAUCAACUGAUAAACCCAAAGUGAUCUCGAAAACGAUACCUAAAGAAGAUCUCGCUUCUGCAGCUGAAGUGGCUACUUCUCCACUUGCACUCGGUCUACUUCGUACACUUACCAUCAAACCAGGAAAUUUCUUACCAUUACGACUUAUCCCACCUGGCACAAGUUUACAUGCAGUAGCGCUUCGACCUGAUAGUAAAGCUAGUCUGAUCCGAUCCGCUGGAACGUUUGGAAAGUUGAUUUCUCUCGGUCAUAACCCACGUGGUAACUCGUCAGGUAGUGCGGGAAGUGGCGAUUACGCCCAAGUGAAGUUACAGAGUGGAGAGAUUCGAUAUAUUCAUAUGGAUGCAUGUGCUACCAUCGGUGUAGUUAGUAAUGGGCAUUGGCAAGGUCGUAAGCUUGGCAAAGCAGGACGUCUAAGAUGGCUGGGACGUCGACCAAGAGUGAGAGGUGUAGCUAUGAAUAAGGUCGAUCAUCCUCUUGGUGGUGGACGUGGUAAAUCGAAAUCGAACAAACAUCCUGUCUCACCAGCAGGUUUGAAGGCAAAAGGUCUCAGAACUCGUCGACCUGGACCACGAGGUAAUCGGAUGGUUGUCAAACAAAGGCCUAAGGGUAAACAUGUAGGGAAAUAGAGAUGAUAAAAACAUCAAUCUGGUAGAUUACCCAGCCUAUAUGAUGAGUCAGUACUUUUGGACCCUGGACUUGGUUUUGUCCCGACCAACAAAAUAAUUACGGCAAACUUUGAUGAGAAAAGAGCUUUUCUAGCGAUAUAUUCACUCGAGACUGAAGUCAUGUUUCAAUAGAAAAGAAUGAUAUUUAGAUACCUUACUGAGUGUCAUAGAACUCAUGUCAGUUUCAACUAUAUUCAACUAAUU
Melampsora larici-populina 98AG31 is the source of this 1470-nucleotide messenger RNA. RefSeq lists its product as uncharacterized. Lineage: Eukaryota; Fungi; Basidiomycota; Pucciniomycetes; Pucciniales; Melampsoraceae. The record is from RefSeq and is a predicted model, not a curated record. Gene Ontology annotation, cellular component: ribosome. Gene Ontology annotation, biological process: cytoplasmic translation. Bases 1 to 1227 code for a protein of 408 amino acids. The transcript is spliced from 2 exons. Gene Ontology annotation, molecular function: structural constituent of ribosome; RNA binding.